Leguminivora glycinivorella is the source of this 443-nucleotide messenger RNA. RefSeq lists its product as uncharacterized. The coding region runs from base 1 to 351 and encodes 116 amino acids. The transcript has 3 exons. Lineage: Eukaryota; Metazoa; Arthropoda; Insecta; Lepidoptera; Tortricidae. The record is from RefSeq and is a predicted model, not a curated record.
AUGGAUCGGGUCGCAAAAUUGGAGGACGAGCUGCGACUACUCAGAGUGUCUACGAGUCUCGACUCGAGCGAGAACGGAAUCACGAACGGCGGCGAGGACUCAGAGACGGAAAAACUCCGGCUACGGAAGGAGCUCGCCAGCAUGAAGAAAGCCAAGCAGAAUGCGGAGGAACACGCUUUCAAAUUGGAGCGACUAGUGACGCAACUGCGUUCCAAAUUCAACGGUCUCCAAUCAUCCCCGAACGGUCCCGAAUCCCUCCCGAGCGAAACCGAACAGGACCCGAACCGCACUCGACGGACGAGCGUCAACUCGAACACUACUGUCGUGUUCGGGCCCGUGACGGACUUGUAGCGAACACUCGCUAGCGACGUCUGUGUUCUAGCCACAGACGUGCUGUGCUCUGUAUUGGAUAAAAUAUACUAGCACUAAACUGUACUGUAUUU